GCGUCAACGCCCAGCGCAUGCGCGCUGACAGCGGCCUGGUCGUCGUUUGCGGCGGCGGCUGAGGACCCCGGCGGCGGCCCGAGCACCGGAUCGGCCCGCCCGUCGCCUCCCGGCCUCGGCUCUCCUCAGCUCGGCACGCUGCGGCUCCUCCUCAGUCCUCUCGAUCCCUCGCAGCCCGGCCCCGGCCGCCCGCCUCCGCCGCAGCAAUGAUGAUGAUGGCGCUGAGCAAGACCUUCGGGCAGAAGCCCGUCAAGUUCCAGCUGGAGGACGACGGCGAGUUCUACAUGAUCGGCUCUGAGGUGGGAAACUACCUCCGUAUGUUCCGAGGUUCUCUGUACAAGAGAUACCCCUCGCUCUGGAGGCGACUAGCCACUGUGGAAGAGAGGAAGAAAAUAGUUGCAUCGUCACAUGGUAAAAAAACAAAACCUAACACUAAGGAUCACGGGUACACGACCCUGGCCACCAGCGUGACGCUGUUAAAAGCCUCAGAGGUGGAAGAGAUUCUGGACGGCAACGACGAGAAGUACAAGGCGGUGUCCAUCAGCACGGAGCCGCCCACCUACCUCAGGGAACAGAAAGCCAAGAGGAACAGCCAGUGGGUGCCCACCCUGCCCAACAGCUCCCACCAUCUGGACGCUGUGCCCUGCUCCACGACCAUCAACAGGAACCGCAUGGGCCGGGACAAGAAGAGAACCUUCCCUCUGUGCUUUGAUGACCACGACCCAGCUGUGAUCCAUGAGAACGCAUCCCAGCCUGAGGUGCUGGUCCCCAUCCGGCUGGACAUGGAGAUCGACGGGCAGAAGCUUCGAGAUGCCUUUACUUGGAACAUGAAUGAGAAGCUGAUGACCCCUGAGAUGUUUUCAGAAAUCCUCUGUGAUGACCUGGAUUUGAACCCACUGACAUUUGUCCCAGCCAUCGCCUCUGCCAUCAGACAGCAGAUAGAGUCCUAUCCCACGGACAGCAUCCUGGAGGACCAGUCAGACCAGCGUGUCAUCAUUAAGCUGAACAUCCACGUGGGAAACAUUUCGCUGGUGGACCAGUUUGAGUGGGACAUGUCAGAGAAGGAGAACUCACCAGAGAAAUUUGCCCUGAAGCUGUGCUCAGAGCUGGGGCUGGGCGGGGAGUUCGUCACCACCAUUGCAUACAGCAUCCGGGGACAGCUGAGCUGGCAUCAGAAGACCUAUGCCUUCAGUGAGAACCCCCUACCCACGGUGGAGAUUGCCAUCCGGAACACAGGUGACGCUGACCAGUGGUGCCCGCUGUUGGAGACUCUGACAGAUGCCGAGAUGGAAAAGAAGAUCCGCGACCAGGACAGGAACACAAGGCGAAUGAGGCGUCUUGCCAACACUGCCCCAGCCUGGUAACCAGCCCAUCGGUGCAUGGCUCCCACGGAGCGUUCAGAAGAUCGGACCGCCUCUCCUUCAUCUUCUGGCAAGGAGGGCGGCCAAGGGGGCAGGCCGGGGCUAUUCUGAGGAGCAUGGGGUGUGGGGAGGGCUUCCGCUCACUCUUCCCUGGGCACACAUUCCAUUUGUUGAGCCCCAGUCCCCACCCAAGUCUCUGGUCAGAGAGAGGCCUCCUUUUUGGGUUGUGUUUUGUUUUUGUAUAGGAGCCCCAGGUAGGGCUAGCAACGCUUUUUAAAUAAAGACAACAGGUCAUGUUCCAUUUUUUCAAAGUGGUAGCAUAAAAAUAAG
This is a messenger RNA of Odobenus rosmarus divergens (Pacific walrus), 1691 nucleotides long. RefSeq names its product SWI/SNF related, matrix associated, actin dependent regulator of chromatin, subfamily b, member 1 (gene SMARCB1). The record is from RefSeq and is a predicted model, not a curated record. Gene Ontology annotation, molecular function: transcription coregulator activity. Gene Ontology annotation, cellular component: nuclear chromosome; nucleus. The transcript is spliced from 9 exons. Bases 207 to 1364 code for a protein of 385 amino acids. Gene Ontology annotation, biological process: chromatin remodeling; regulation of transcription by RNA polymerase II. NCBI's taxonomy places the organism in Eukaryota, Metazoa, Chordata, Mammalia, Carnivora, Odobenidae.